Molecule: messenger RNA, 878 nt
Organism: Aspergillus uvarum CBS 121591
Lineage: Eukaryota; Fungi; Ascomycota; Eurotiomycetes; Eurotiales; Aspergillaceae
Exons: 1
Coding region: 48-878 (276 amino acids)
Biological process (GO): oxidative demethylation
Molecular function (GO): oxidoreductase activity; demethylase activity
Source: RefSeq, a predicted model, not a curated record
CAAAGAACAAACAUAAUUAGAAAAUAAUACUAGACCACCUUAGAAACAUGAACCUAGACACUCAGACCACCUCAUCCACGCAACCAGCCUCCCCCCAAAACCAAAACCAAAACCCACCUCAAACCCCACCAGCAAACACAGACACAAUGCACGAACUCCCCAUCCAACCGCGGGGCCUCCUCUGGCAAACCAACUUCAUCACGGCCGCCCACGAAGCUGAACUGCUGCACAUCUUCCGGCACGACCUGGAGUGGCCCGCCCGCCCCGGCCGCAUCUCGCUGCACUACGGCUACACCUUCGACUACAAGACCUUCAACAUCGACCCGGCCAUCCCCUACCGCCCAUUCCCAACCUGGCUGAUCCCGUUACUCCCGGCCCGCGAGCCCCGCGCCCCGGAUCAAGUCUGCCUGCAGUACUAUCCGCCGGGGGCGGGGAUCCCGCCGCACGUGGACGCCCACGGCCCGUACGACCAGCUCUACGCGCUGUCGCUGGGCAACCCCGUGCUGAUGGAGUUCCGGCGCGGCGAGGACCGGGUGGAGGUGGACUGCGAGCCGCGCAGUUUGAUGUGUAUGAGUGGUGAUGCGCGGUUGUUGUGGACGCAUGGGAUUAAGAAGCGGAAGACUGAUGUUGUGCGCGACGAGGGUGGGGAGGAGAGGGUGAGGGUGAGGGGGGAGCGGUGGAGUAUUACGUAUAGGUGGUUGAGGGAGGGCGGGGAGUGUGAGUGUGGGGAUUUGCGGCUCUGUGAUACCGCGCAGCGGCGGGCGGGCGUCGAGAAGGAGAAGAGGUCGGUUGUUGCGUUGAGGGAGGCGGCGGAAGCUGCUGCUGGUAGUGGUGGGGAUGAGGGUAAGGAGGAGGGGGAGGGUGGUGGUGACAGUUGA